UGAGAACACUUCUCUCUGCGCUUAACAGCGCUUGCCGAAUGAGCUGUCUUGAUACCAAACCACGCUCCCGUCACGACCCAGCGCAGCUCAAGCGAUGACUUCAAGGACUAACGACCAGUUGCGGCCGACCAGCCGUCGUGGUGCGUCAGGUGCAUGGCGUCGCGGCGACCGGCUCAAGCCCGCACCUGCAGAUACGCUUGAGCUGUAUGGGCUGCCGUCCAAGGGCGAGACGAGACUGAACGACUUUCGCACGCAAGAGCUCUACUUCUCCAAGCUGAUCGAGCGCUACAUGCGCCUCUGCGCCAUCAACGAGAAGCAGCUCUCCUCCCUCUUCGCCUCCAUAACCCUCACCGACGCACCUACAACUACACCCCUCGGCCUCCCGUUCCCCGCCGCACCCCCACCUCCAGCCGAUGCCCUCCCCGCCGCCCCGACAACCUUCAACAGCCCUCCCAUAAACGACCUCGCGACCGUCCUCAGCGCCUUCCGUAAACUCCGCGAGGCCAUCACCGCUACAGCCCGCAAAGAUGCGUUCGCGCGCCGCGCAUACUUUUUCGGCAUCCACGCCGCCGUCCUCUGCAAGGACUGGGCCUCCUACCUCCCCGCUCUGAACUACCUCCUCACCGCCCUUCACGCCGCGACGCCCCUCUCCCCGCCCGAUCUGAAAGAGUACGUCGGUCUGCUGGUGCUCGACCAAGCGUGCCGGCAGGGCGACAUUGCGCUCGCGCACGAAACGCGACUUCGAUACAAUCUUAAGGAUCGGAGAGUCGAUCUGGUGCUCAAGGCGCUGGUUGCGGAUAAUUGGGUUGUGUUCUGGAAGAUGAAGAAGGCGGUCGAUGGGUAUCAGCGGAGCAUUAUGGAGUUUGCGGAGCAGGGCGUCAGGGUGCAUGCGCUGAAGUGCUUGGGGAAGGGCUAUUUGAGUGCGGAUAAGAGGUUUGUGGAGAGGAGCGCUGAUAGGGAGUGGGCAGAGUUGGUGAAGGAUGGGGUGGGGUGGGCGUUGACGGACGAGGACAAGGUUGUUAUCAAGAAGCCGAAGCAGAAGUGAAGAGAGGUAGGACAAGGAUCCGAGUCAUUAGAUAUGUGAUACCAAACGUGCAACGGCAUAGGCUAACUGCGGGUGUGGGGAGGAAGGCGAAGGCUAAUUGGACUAUC
Messenger RNA from Paraphaeosphaeria sporulosa, 1152 nucleotides. RefSeq lists its product as uncharacterized. The coding region runs from base 95 to 1045 and encodes 316 amino acids. The transcript is spliced from 2 exons. The record is from RefSeq and is a predicted model, not a curated record. Lineage: Eukaryota; Fungi; Ascomycota; Dothideomycetes; Pleosporales; Didymosphaeriaceae.